GUCACACUGCUUUUCCUGUCAGGUUUGUUCAUUUUUAAAAGCUGCAUUUGCUGUGGGAUUGAAUUGACAGGAUUUCAGAAGAUGAUUUCAUAUUGUCCAAUCUGUGGGAAACCUGUCUACUUUGCGGAGAGAAAGCGAUCUUUAGGCAAAGACUAUCACCCCCUUUGUCUAAAAUGCUAUCGGUGCAAGCGCCAGUUAAGUCCGGGCCAACAUGCAGAGUACGAUGAGAAACCAUACUGCAAUCAUUGCUACUUACAGCACUUCGGGCCAAGAGGAGCAAGGCGGCCAACGCCUCGAGCCACUCUCGGAGCAGUGGGAUCCAAUGUUCCGGUUGAGAAACCUAGCAGCACUUAGAGCCACCCAGCUUAGGGAAGAUUUACAGCCUCCAUGAUGAAGGAGUUCAGAACAGCAACACAAAAAGGGAAGAAUUUGUAAAGAAAUUGUGUGAGCUUUAGAAAAUAAUUAGCUGUUAUGUGCCAUUACUGUGUACAUGAAGAUACAUACAAAAAUCAUUUGUUGUCAGACCAUCUUACUUAUGUAGAUUUGCAUGUACUACCAAGCUGGUAGCUUCAGAAUGUGAUGCUAAUUCUGCGACCCUGACUGUACCCUGUAUUCUGCCAUCUGUUGGUAAUUCCAGUGAGAUCCAGUUUUCACAGGACCAUAUAAAUAUCUCCAAUCCUUCACAAAAUGGCUCAGUGAGCUCAGUCUCUCUACCCAAUAUAUUGAGCCGGUUGAUAGGUCAGCUGUUGUGAAAAUGAUACAGCCGGCCCAUCUCUGCAGACCACUUUAUAUCCCAAUCAUUUAUUUUCUCUGAGUCCAGUGCAGUGACCAAAAUAUAGACCUUACUUGCAGCUACACGUUAAUAAUAUUUACAAUUGUCAUUUUACCUGUAAGAGUUUUAUAUCUUUCUACAAUAAAAAAUGUAUUUGUGCAUGUUUCCUGCCUGCACCCCUUGACAUCCUGUUGUCAUAUUUCUGUCAUUCUUUUAUGUCAAUUUUUCCCACUUUAAGUUCCAUUUAUAUUGGAAAGUCCUGAUGUAAACUAUCACUCUGCUUGUGCAAUCUGGGCACUGGGUUCUCACAAUUCUCUCAGACUACUUGCUGGUAAAGAAAUUGAAAGCCCUUUUCUCCUUAGAAACUGAAGUCCCUCAUCUCCGAGUGUUUAACCAAUAUAACAAAUAAAAAUAUACAUAUUUCAUAAUAAAAUGAUUAAAUGU
Messenger RNA from Carcharodon carcharias (great white shark), 1216 nucleotides. RefSeq lists its product as uncharacterized. Gene Ontology annotation, molecular function: zinc ion binding. The record is from RefSeq and is a predicted model, not a curated record. Bases 82 to 354 code for a protein of 90 amino acids. The transcript has 4 exons. Gene Ontology annotation, biological process: intrinsic apoptotic signaling pathway in response to DNA damage; regulation of gene expression. Lineage: Eukaryota; Metazoa; Chordata; Chondrichthyes; Lamniformes; Lamnidae.